AUGGAAGCCUACAAGUUCGGCUUCGGCCUCGGCAUGCCGCCGGCGUUCAAGUUCGACCCCACCGACGGCGACAUCGUCGCCUACUACCUCCUCCCGCGCGCGCUCGGCCUCCCCAACCCGCACGCGCACGCCAUCAUCGAAGAAGACCCCGGGAGCGCUCCGCCGUGGGAGCUCCUCCGGAGGCACGGCGGCGACGGCGGGAUCGAGCACGCCUUCUUCUUCGGCCCCCCCACGGACGGCGGCCGCAGGAGGCGCACCGUCAAGGGCGGCGGCGUGUGGCAGGGGCAGAAGUUGAACGAGGGCACCGUCACCAUGCUCGGCCCCGGCGGCGCCGAGUUGGACAUCGCUUACAAGCGGUACGACCUCACCUUCAAGCUCAAGGCCGGCCGCGGUAGCGUCAGCACGGGGUAUGUCAUGCACGAGUACGAGAUCACAUCGCCGCCGCUCCCCGGCAAGGUGCUCACCCGCGUCAACAUCAGCAGUAACGCCAAGAAGGAAAAGGCACCGGGCGCGGCCACCGCCAGCGCCGACCAGCAGGUUAUGGUCCCGGACCCUGAGCUGCCGGGCACGAGCUACUACGACCACGAUGCCGCCGCGAUGGCGAGCAACGGCGAGGGACUCGGUGACUCGCAAGCUGGUGCUCUGUAUGGCGGCAACGGCGGGGACACGGCAGAUGCCGACUUCCGCUAUACGCCUCUCAACUGUGUCCUCCCGGACGGCGAGUACAUCGACUACGGCCUCUCGUACACCAACCAGCUUGCCGCGGCGACGACGAGUCACAGCCAGGGAUUCACCGGCGCUCAAGCUGAUGCUUUCUACGGCUGCGGCGGCGCCUACUACGACCCCUCACUGUUCGUCCCGGUUGCUAGCCAAGAAGUUUCCCCAUGGCCUAAUCAGCUCGGUCAGAUCCACAGCCACAACCAAUACUACGCUGGAGAUGCCGCCGUGAUGUGCUCCGGCGGCGAGCAACAAGCCGGUGGCGCUCCGUGUGGCUACAACGAUGACGGGGGUGCCAUGCAAACCGAGAGCGCCCACUCGACUGUUUUGCCCUGCAAUGGCGGGGAGGAGAACCGGGACGAGAUCUACGACUACGAAGCCUCUCGGCGACAACGGCGGCGACUUCAAUGA
Molecule: messenger RNA, 1128 nt
Organism: Aegilops tauschii subsp. strangulata
Lineage: Eukaryota; Viridiplantae; Streptophyta; Magnoliopsida; Poales; Poaceae
Source: RefSeq, a predicted model, not a curated record